Exophiala oligosperma is the source of this 2849-nucleotide messenger RNA. RefSeq lists its product as uncharacterized. NCBI's taxonomy places the organism in Eukaryota, Fungi, Ascomycota, Eurotiomycetes, Chaetothyriales, Herpotrichiellaceae. The transcript has a single exon. Gene Ontology annotation, biological process: riboflavin biosynthetic process. Gene Ontology annotation, molecular function: 5-amino-6-(5-phosphoribosylamino)uracil reductase activity. The record is from RefSeq and is a predicted model, not a curated record. Bases 307 to 2319 code for a protein of 670 amino acids.
UCUUCACCCAAAUUUCAGGCUGACCGCGACUGCAAAACAUUUCUCAAUUUCUUCUACUGAUUGUUCCGUAAUCUUUGAGCGUUCUCACACGACUUGCGCCUGUCUUUGUCUUUGGACAGACAGUGUCUUACCAGCCUCUCACACAGUUCCCACUCUUAGACCUAAAAGUGCAUCCUCCUCCCAUGACCAGCGCGUCUGCGCCGAACUUUUUUCUCCUCGGAGCAUCCCUUGGGUCACAGUUUGGCUACUUCCUUGCGCCUGCAUGUCCAGAGUUGAUCACCACCUCUUCUGUUACCGCAGGUUACCAUGAGUAGUGGCCCACAAACCCCAAUGACCCCCGAUGGCACAGGCACAGACCGUCCUGAGGAUGACCAACUUGAGACUGAAGAUGAAGGUCAAAAUGACACUACAAUGCAAGAUGGUGAAGAUGGAGGCGAACAACGAACCUUGCAGAAUGGAAAGUCAUACACCAUGUCCGACGAGCCUACAGAUUACAGUAUCUUCUCAAAUCCUCCAGAUCUUGGUCAGAUGAGACAAAGACUUCACGACCUGGAAGAGCCCAUUGAGAUCCCAGCUGCAGACUUCGAGACAUACUUCCCCUUCGUCGAUAAUAUCUGGCGCAAAAUGAGAACUGGCGAACAGCCUGAGACCAGUAUUAGAACCGAGUACUAUGCUUGCCGACUACGUAAGGUUGCCAAUCAGAAACCUCACGUUCCUCGUCCCACACCCGAGGGAAAACAGUCGAGGAAGAAAAGAAUCCGAGAUGACAAGACCUGCUCGAUGACUAUGAAGGUUGUCUAUAAUUCGGGCCCAGUGGAUUCUUGCACAAUUUCGAGAGUUGCCGACGUCUUUCAGAAACACACACACGACCUGGACUACAUCGAUUCUACCAAACGCAACUCUGGCAUCAUGGAUACUGCUCGUCGAGAGGCGGCUCGAGGGUUUUUGCCGGCUUCGAUCUACUGGAAAAUGUGGGAAGAACCUGAGAAGAUGUACGCUGCCGGAGGAAAAUUCAUGAAGGUCUCAGACGUCAGAAAUGUCCAAUAUGCUUGGAGACAGAAUAAUCAGCAGCUGGUGCUCAAGGCACAUACUGGUUUUAAUCCCACUCGCGUUCCGCGGCAGCAUCAUGCCACACCACCAAAGCCACUCCCACCUCCUCCUGCUCAACCUGGUGUUUUUGGUAGACUGGAACCGAGCAACACGGACCUCCCCAGACCUGAUGCCCCUCUAGCGCCCAUGGACACAUUGCAAUAUCCCCAACACGCGAGGUCUUUUCUGGAGCGAUACAUUCCAGAUCAAAAUGCCAUUGCAAAUCGAGCCCGUCCUCACGUUACCCUCACCUGGGCAAGCAGCCUUGACAGUAAGAUCACCCAGGCAGUCGGCACUUCAACCGCCAUUUCUGGUCCAGAAACCAAGGCUAUGACGCACUAUCUCCGAAGUCAGCAUGAUGCCAUUCUCGUUGGAGUCACCACUGCCAUAGUCGAUGAUCCUGCCUUGAAUUGUCGACUCGCCAGUCCCAACGGAUAUGGUGGUCUACCCCGGGAGCAGCAGCCUAGACCUAUCAUCAUCGACCCACAUGCUCGUCUGAUCAUUCGCCCUGAACUCAAGGUCCUGAAAACAGCGUCUGAGGGUCGAGGCAAAGCACCUUGGGUUGUAGUAGCUCCAGGAGCGAUGCUACAUCCUGUGGCUGUUAGCACUUUGAAAGCUCAUGGUGGUGAGUACCUCAUGAUCAACGAUUACAGUCCUCAAGCUGGUGGUUUGAAUUGGGAAGGACUCUUCAAUGUGCUCUACCGCGAGGGCAUCAGGAGUGUGAUGAUAGAAGGUGGUGGAAUCGUCCUUUCCGAACUUUUAAAAGUGCGAUAUUCUCACCUGAUCGAUUCAGUCAUUAUGACCAUCGCACCCACAUUCUUUGGCAAGGGAGGAGUGCCAGUCUCGCCUGAUCCCACGUUUGACUACUCUGGCAGACCUAUUGCGACACGGCUAAGAAAUGUUCGAUGGCAGCCCAUGGGUGAAUCUGACGUUGUCCUCUGUGGUCAGAUGGCGCUGGAUCGACCCGGUAAUGGCAUCUUACCCGGUAUUGAGGAAUUCUCCAGGGCUACGCCGGAUGGGCCGAAUCAACAUCAGAAACAUCCACCAAUCCAAGCUCAACCACCGCCAUCGCAACAGAAUCCACCACCAAACCAGCAGAUUCAGCAGCCGCCACAGCCGGGAGUGCCUCACACUCUUGCGCAACAAGCUCUUCCUCCCCAGCCACAGGGACCUUCACCACAACCCGGCCCGACACCGUCCACCCCAUCCCUAGCCUCACCUGCUCGGUAGACGCUUGAUUAUGACUGCAGGCAUGAGUCUGGAAAGAAUUACAUGUGACGAUGUAGACGCAACGAAUCAACCCACAGAUCUUAACGCACCCAGAGAUACCACAUGUUAACGGCCGAACGGAAAGGCUUUGCGAUUGGGGCUCAGCAAGCAGUAAUAACUCGACGAGUUACGAUUAUCACGAAUGAAAUUAAUAGCACAAAAUGGGAUUCAGCCUUAGACGAUGUUUUGCUAGCGACGGAGCAGGAAAAAAUAUUGGGCUGCGGAAAACGCGGGCAGUAAAAGUUGAUGCAUGAAGAGGAGAUGAUUUUCAGAUUUGCAGGUGAGGACUGGUGUUUGCUCUCGCAAUCUGCCAGCUACCAUUUUGGGAGGAUGGACCAGCUCACCUGAAAUGUUCUUAGACGAUUGCUAGCGUCCUAUGAAGUGGUCUAUCGGGUCGAGGCAUAGAUAUGAGCUGAGCCCUAAAAUCAUGUUAGGGCCUAGAACGCCUCUCUUUUUCUGACAUAUGAGUCUUGUGAGGCUCUCUUUACUGG